CCAAAGCCUCACACUACUCCUGUGUCCCUGUUGGGAGGGAAGAGUACUCCAUCCCACAGUUGUGCCACCAACAGGCAGUUUCCAAGGACGUGGAUUUUUCUUGUAGCUCCAAGGUUCAGAGCAAUACCUCGCUUUGAGAAGAAGACUACAUCCCCUUUACAGUGCCAAGACAUCCAGCUGAGAGGAAAGUGUACAAGGUAUUUAAGAGAAACUCCCAAUCCCUAUUCCAAUUUGUGUCGUGAGUAUCUGGCUGUGGCAGAGAUGAGGGGCCAUAACACAGUGUCUUGUGUGCAGAAUGUUUGCUAGGUUCAAUAUUUGGCAUCUCCAGUUAAAGGGAUUAAAUACUAGAUGAUGGGAGAGAUGCACUGUCUCAUUCUCUGGAGGGAUGCUGCCAGUCAGAUCAGGAAAUGCUGGGUUCAAUGGACCAACAGUUUGGUGUAAGGCAGUUUCAUAUAUUGUAUUUAUGUUGUUUCUACCUAUGAGGGGAACUCAUCUUCAACAUACUAUUUCCGUUGCUCCAUCAACGCAACCAUUUCUGCUUUCCAGGUGGAACAGUCCACCUCUCCUCCCCUUGUGUGUUGUUCUGAAGGUUUUUCCAGCCCCCCAGAGUGAAUAAGAGGGUAGCACUGGGAGGUUAAAGGCCCCAUUGCACUAACAGGAGGCAUUGGAUUGGCUUCACCUAGCACACUGGUUUAGUUGAAUCUAGCCCAAUGCCUCUGAGUUCUGUGAAGAAACAAACAAUGCUCUAUAUCCAAUACCAGAAAUAGUCUAUUUGAUUGGAAAAUUAAAAGCGUGGUGCUUUGAGGCCCUGUGUAUGGCUUGAACUUAGUUGGUGUGGUCUUGGGCAAUUUACUUGAGCCUUAGCAUUAUUCUGCAAAAGUGAUGUUAUACUGCAGUAUCAGAUGCAGGUGCAAAGGAGUAAUUCAGGGGAUAAGAUCCAUAUGUCUCCACAUUAGCCAACCAAUUGACUCAAGCAAAGCUCAAAGGCCUGGCCCUGCGCUUUGUCCCCAGCAUCUGGUACUCAGCAAUAUGUUACCUCAGAGCAUGGAGCUCCAUUUAAUGAUCAUGGAGGACAGGUGGGGCUUUGAGGCACAGAAUGGCAAGGAGCAAGCAGGAGGAGCUUUGAAGGAGUGGAGCUACAGACAGGUGGAGCUACAGACAGGCUAAAUAAGGAUGGAUGGAUGGAUGGAUGGUAUUGUAGGAGGAGGUUAAGUGAGGAAGUUGAUGCAGCCACACUUCUUGGUGGUGUUGGCUGCCACUUCAGCUGGUUCGUGGCCCAGGUCCCAGGUUUAAAGUAAUAUUCUUUUUUAAAGGAAAGGAAAGCAAUUGCUGAAGUGUGCCUUCUCCAUGCCCUUGGAAAAGAUGGAAGAACUGAAGCUGGACUGGGUUGUGAAACGAUCUGAAGUUGGUGAGGUGGAAGGGAUUCCUCUUACAAAGGAGAUCUGUGAAAAGUGGCAUAAAAUCUGGGCUUUCCAAGCCAAGCCUGAUGACCUGCUUAUAGCAACCUAUGCAAAGGCAGGUGAGUAUGCAAGCAGGAAAGAUAGGGGGUGCUACUUAGGCACCUUUGACUUACCAGGCACAUAAUGUGACCCAAGACUUGCAGUUGUUUCCACUAGACCUUUGCAUCGAUUGGAUUCAACACACCAGAAAAUUAUCUUGCUCAAGAAGACCCAUAAACAUUUUCAAGGAGUUCAGAACCUUCUGGUGGAUUGUUCCCAUUGUACCAUAUUUUAAAAUCUCUGUUAAUGCAUUUGUGACUCAUGGAUUUGCAAACAGGACCUAUUGUUUAUAACGAAUGUGGAUGUUGCCCAUGAAAUACCUGCUUUCAGUAGAUGGUAGUAUGAUUCAUAGUGAUACGCCUUGUGAUUGCUUGUCACUGAAAGCACAUAACAUUGGACCAACAAAGGGUUCAAAAGAUAACAUUUAAUGACCCAGACAAAUUCAGGCUGAACAUGAAAGAGUUGAGGGUCUGUAAGCCAAUGCAUAAUGCGGAAGCUUUCAAACUUUAUAGCCUAUACUAUUUUUGCAAAUGCAUGUUUCAAAUCCCAAAAAAAUCUUCCUCUGCUGCUUUUCCUCCCUCCAUCCCAUAACCUCUCCCAUAUAACCUUUUCAACUUUAAAAGGGGGAUAUCAUGAAGGAUAUGUCUACAUUACGUGGACAAUAUACACAGGAAAAUAGCCAGAACUGGAUACCAGUGGCCGCUACAAGCAGCAGGCAUGUGAGGAAGGUCACGCCUUCCUGGUGGUAGGUCAUAAGGUUCAUAAGGCUUUUCUUGCAUUAUAAGGUGGGGGACAUAGCUUUAAAGUUAUACAUAUAUUCGUUAUGCAUUCUGCACUCUCAGUUGACAAAUGUAUCCUUGAUGCCCCCCAAUUUAUAUUUAUCUAAAAGCAACAUUUGUUGUUAUUUGCUCAACAAAGGUCCAUAUAGUUAAAGCUAUGGUUUUCCCAGUAGUGAUGUAUGGAAGUGAGAGCUGGACCAUAAAGAAGGCUGAUUGCCAAAGAACUGAUGCUUUUGAAUUAUGGUGCUGGAGGAGACUCUUGAGAGUCCCAUGGACUGCAAGAAGAUCAUAGCUAUCCAUUCUGAAGGAAAUCAGCCCUGAGUGCUCACUGGAAGGACAGAUCCUGAAGCUGCGGCUCCAAUACUUUGGCCCCCCCAUGAGAAGAGAAGACUCCCUGGAAAAGACCCUGAUGUUGGGAAAGAUGGAGGGUACAAGGAGAAGGGGACGACAGAGGACGAGAUGGUUGGACAGUGUUCUUGAAGCUACCAGCAUGAGUUUGACCAAACUGCGGGAGGCAGUGGAAGACAGGAGUGGCUGGCAUGAACUGGUCCAUGGGGUCACGAAGAGUCGGACACGACUAAACGACUAAACAACAACAACAACCAACAUUGAGCUAGCCAAACCAUCCGUUGCUUUUAGAUAGGAGAUGUGUGUAAUGUGGACUCUAAUAUUUUCUGGCUCCAGUCCAUGAAAAAUUAUGAACUCGUAAAUCUUUUGCCACAAGACCAAACUCUUCUUUUGUUUCUUAUUAUCAGGUACAACAUGGACACAGGAGAUUGUAGACAUGAUCCAAUGUGACGGCGACAUUGAGAAAUGCCAGCGUGCUUCCACUUAUGAUCGGCAACCUUUUAUCGAAUGGGUGCUGCACAAGAAUUUGCCCACUGGUAAGCUACAGAUCUGCAGGUUAACUUGUGUAAAGUUAUCAGAUAAAAUAUUGCUAAGAAAUUCAAAAUGAUAUCCAUAUUAUGAAAGUGUUCCUAAAGAAAAUGGAGAGGCUAAUACGACCCAGGAUUAUUUGCUGGAAUGUCAUAUUUCAUUCUGAAAGAGGCAAAGUGAGUGUCAGAAAAGGACUGUUAGGAAGUCAAUGCUUAUUUUUUCUUGUCACUCGUCUUAACUGCCAAAAGCAGAAAAUGGCUCCAUCUUCUCCUUCCCAAAGCCGUACUGUUGUUUUUUUGCCUUGAAAAAAAUUAUCAAAAAACAAAAUCACCUAAAAUAUAUCAGAAAUAGAAUAAAGAUAUGAAUGAAAAGAGAAAAAUAGAAAAGCAUUGAACAAAUUGUCCUAAGAGGAGGGUCAAAUUAGCCGUGAAGUCAUCAGUGGCUAGGAUGACUCUGAAUGUUCCAGACAACAUUCUGAGACUAGAUGAAGAUAUGAGAUCAUUUUUUUUCAAAGCCCCUGAAGGCAAAGCCCCAAGGACACUGAAAGGAGAUAAACAUUUAUGUUUUCCACUAGGCUAAGAUCUAGCAACACAUUAGCAUUGCACGUGGGUCUUGGAAAGUCUGGUCUGCAGCCCUACAAAAUGGUAUUGGAUGGAUAAUGUUAAGGCAUACUGUUGACUAACAACGGCUUGUUUCUCAGGCUUGGAUAAAGCUGAAGCCAUGCCCUCACCAAGAACACUGAAAACUCAUCUUCCUGUACAACUGGUGCCUCCGUCGUUCUGGGAACAAAACUGUAAGGUAAUGGGUUGGGCAGGAAGCUUGGCAAGCAGGUUAGCGUCAUACUAGGAUUGGGUUCAGAGAUCUCCACACAGUCAUGACACUUACUGAGUGACCUUGGGGGGCAGCUACUGUAUCUCAGCCUAACUUACCUCCACAGGGUUGUGUGAGGAUAAAAUGGAGGAAGAACCACAGAUGUCUCCUUGACUUCCCUGGAAUUGCAGUGUCCAGUUGAAUUGCAGCUGAAUAGAAUACUGGCAGGUUUCUAGAAUAUUGUAUCCCAAUCUAUGAGUAGGGAGAGCUUUCAGGGAUUCCAGUGCAUGCCCUGGAGUCGGUUUCCUUUGAAUGAAAUCACUGGACACUGAUGGCGUUUCUGUAAAAUCAGAAUUUAUUUACAGAUAUAUACAGAGGCUGAGCAUAAUUAACACUCCAACAUAUCCUACUUCUCUAUUAGGUUUUCCAGUACGGCUCCCCAAUGCCAUAGCACUGGAUUCUCAUAGAGAGCAGGUCAGGUCUCUGUGUCCCUUUCCGUCUCAGUGCUAUUGUCCUCUUUUCCUUUCUUUCUUUUUCUUUCUCACAUACCCUCCAACAUUUCUCCAAUGAAAACAGGGUUGCCCUAUUCAAUAACAGCAACAAUAACAAGAAUAAUAUUAUUUAUACCCUGCGCCUCUGACUGGGUUGCCCCAGCCAUUCUGGGCAGCUUUCAACAUACAGUGGUACCUCAGGUUACAAACGCUUCUGGUUACAAACGCUUCAAGUUACAGACUCCGCUAACCCAGAAGUAGUACCUCGGGUUAAGAACUUUACCUCAGGAUGAGAACAGAAAUUGUGUGGCAGCGGCGCAGCAGCAGUGGGAGGCCCCAUUAGCUAAAGUGGUACCUCAGGUUAAGAACGGACCUCUGGAAUGAAUUAAGUUCUUAACCAGAGGUACCACUGUAUAUAAAACAUAAUUAAGCAUUUUUUAAAAAUAAACUUGCCUAUACAGGGCUGCCUUCAGAUGUCUUCUAAAGGUUGUAUAGUUACUUAUCCCCUUGGCUCGGAGGCUGCAUAACUGCAUACCCUCUGAUGAAAAUAGGGAUGUCCUGAGGAAAAGCGGGACAUUCCAGGACCAAAUAAGAAAUUGGGAUGGCUUCUGUAAAUCCAGAACUAUCCCUGGAAAAUAGGGACACUUGGAGGCAAUAUAGGGGAACAUGAGACAGAUACCAGUAAAAUGAUGUAAUUCAUGUUUAAGAACAUAAGAAGAGCCAUGUUGGAUCAAACCAAAGGCCUGUCUGGUACAGCAUCCUGUUCUCAUCCAGAUGCCUAUAGAAGCCCAAGAACAGGAAAUAAUAACAAUAGUCCUCUCCUGCUGUUGUUCCCCAGAGACAAGUAUUCAGAGACAUACAGCCUCUAAUAUGGGAUACCAUCCUGACUAGUAGCCAUUGAUAGCCUAAACCUCAAUGAAUUUGUCUAGACCCCUUUUAAAGUUGUCAAAGCUGGCGGCCAUCACUGCAUCUGGUGGGAGCAACUGCCAUCAUUUAACUAUGCACGGUUGUGAAGAGGCAUUUUCUUCUGCCUGUCCUCCUGAGUCUUCCAAAAUCGAACUUCACUGGACGGUCCUGUGUUCUAGUAUUAUGAAAGUGCACUUGCACUUUCUCCACUGGUGAAUAAUGGUCUCUUCUCACUUCUAUACCCACCGCAGGUCAUCUACGUGGCAAGAAAUGCCAAAGACAAUCUAGUGUCUUUUUAUCACUUCCACAGAAUGAAUCAAAUGAUGCCUGAGCCAGGAACAUGGGAGGAAUUUUUUCAGAAAUACAUGGAUGGAAAAGGUGAACGGAAUGCUUUGUGCCAUGAUUUCUACAUUUCUUUUUUUAAAGAACUCAAUCAUUUAUCUAUGUAUUUUAAAUUCAAGGAGCAAACUGAUAAUGGGAAGUUAAAAACUUUUUGCCAAACACUGCACAUGGCUCCUUUCUAGUUAGAAGGGGGAAAACAGACUCAAGCUUCAUUCAGACAAGAUGCAACUGCUGCUGCAUAUAAGAACAGCUUCUGAUCUGGGAAUAAGAGCGCAAUCUGUUUUAGAUGGGAUUGAUUUAUGAGCCAAGGGAAGAAGCUGGGAUGAGUGGAGCAUAAGGCAUCCUGUUUAGGAAAUCUCCUGCCUGUUCCUCAUUCCGGAAGGGAAUGUGCCCCUCGGUCCAUUUUACUACAGUCUUGAUGUUCAGGAAAUUAUCUUUUUUAUUCAGGAAAUUAUCUUUUUUAUUUAGGAAAAAGUUGCCAAGCUUGAGCACGCUAAAUGUUCUGAGUUUGGGUGUGAUUUGACAGUUGUUCCAUCAUAACAAACUCUGAUCAUAGCAGUUAUCCAGCUUAGUCCCCUGAAUUGGUGUUGUCUAACCAAGACCUGGGAAUAAAUUAACUAUUUUUUAUUUAUUUAUUUUAAAUUGUCUUUCCUGUCAUUGUAGACAUGGAACUGUUUGGCUCCAGUGAAUUUUCUUCUGUCGUGAACAAGCUGACAUAUAUUUUGUAAAUCCGUGACAUGUCCUUGUUUAAGUUUAUUGUCUCUUUAGUCUGUGAUAUGAAAUUCUUCCUUAAGCUGUUUAAUUCAUUUUUAUCCCUUAGUGCUCUGGGGUUCCUGGUAUGAUCAUGUAAAAGGCUGGUGGGAGGCGAAAAAUAAGUACCGGAUUCUUUACCUCUUCUAUGAAGAUAUAAAAGAAGUGAGUGUUUAUUUUUAGGCUUCAGACCACAAACGAGUUAACACCAAACUACAGGGAUUUAAAGCUAAGAUUGACUUAGUAUAGUAAACAUGUGCAGGAUUGCAUUGUUGGUUAACAAUCGGUUUAUUUUCCUAUUCCUGGUUAAUUCCUGGAUUUAAUUCCCUCCCUUUCCACAGAAUCCCAAGUGUGAAAUUCAGAAGAUCCUGAACUUCCUGGAGAAGGACCUGGAAAAGGAGGUUCUAGAUAAAAUAAUCCAUUACACACAAUUCGAAGUCAUGAAAAAUAAUCCCAUGGCAAACUACACCUUUUUGCCUCCAGAGAUCCUGGACCAUUCAAUCUCCCCAUUCAUGAGAAAAGGUGCUACUGGGGGCAGGGGCCAUUGUUUUUUCUACAGGGGUGCCGCUCAGGGAGCAGAAGGCCUGAGUCUUUUGCACUAUGGUCCUGAUCUCCUGCCCUUUCCCCUCCUUUUGAAAAACCUUUUGUGGAACUCUUGUCUGGGUGCAAUUCAGUGGGACUCCAAUCACAGGUCAGCCUUAUCUGUUCUCUAGUGGUGUGUUGAUCUGUGCUUGCUGGAUAUUGUGUGUACAGGCAAUCCUCUUUUUGCAGGGGGCUUCUGUUCCAGACCCUAGCACACAUCAGCAGAGCAUGCGUAAGCCGGUUCCGCCAUGCUCCAACCUGUUCUGCCCCUUUUAAUUACAUCUUUCUGACGUUUGGGGGAUACUUUCAGGUUUGGUGCCGUGCGUGUGUGCGUGAUCGCCCAUCAUUUGGACACACCUAAAUUGAGAGUUUCCUGUGCUGAUGGUAUUGAAUGGGGACAGAAGACUUGUAAGCACAUGCAAUAGUAGCUAGAUGGUGUGGGGAGGCAGAACUGCACCUGAGAGAGAGGAGCUGUAUUAAAUGUCUAACAAGACUUGCUUUAGUUUUAAUAUGUACAUAAGCAGCAGUUCUCUCCAAGCAUAUGAAGAUGUGUGUUGGGGACUGUGCCCCGAGUUUUUUAAAGGCCUAGUAAUACUCCUGUUUUCCAGGAUUAAAUCAUUUUUCCUAUGUGGCGCUGUGGUCUAAACCACUGAACCUAGGGCUUGCCGAUCAGAAGGUCAGCGGUUCCAAUCCCCGCGACAGGGUGAGCUCCCAUUGCUCAGUCCCUGCUCCUGCCAACCUAGCAGUUCGAAAGCAUGUCAAAGUGCAAGUAGAUAAAUAGGUACCGCUCCAGCGGGAAGGCAAACAGUGUUUCCGUGUGCUGCUCUGGUUUUUCCACAUAACCCGGAAAAACUGUCUGUGGACAAACACCGGCUCCCUCGGCCAGUAAAGCGAGAUGAGCGCUGCAACCCCAGAGUCAUUCGAGACUGGACUUAACUGUCAGGGGACCUUUACCUUUACCUUUAAUGGUAGUUUGUUCCCAAUAGUUGUGGGGUUUUUUGCUAGUAUCUUUCAAAUUUGUGACCUUUGAACAGUAGAAUUAAUUUUUUUAAGUGAAACUGAAUAUUCUCUGUCUUUGGCUUUCUCUGCUCUAGGAACUGUUGGGGACUGGAAGAACCAUUUUACUGUGGCACAAAAUGAGAAAUUUGAUGCAGAGUAUAAAAAGAACAUGGCAGGAACUUCUCUGACUUUCCGCAUGGAACUUUAAGCAGGAACAGUGUAAACUCUAUUAUCCUCUUAGUACGUUACAUUAUUAAAAACACAACCUUAUAGAAUACACAUUUGCCUGAGAACAAGCCUGAUUAAACUCGGUAUAGCUUAAUUCUGAGAAGACAUGCAUAGGAUUGCACCGCAAAAGUCUUAAUCCAUCACACUUUCUUGUACAAUUCCUUUUAUACUUGCUGGUCUUCAUUAUCUUCUUCAAUAUAAAGUAUAUUGUGGCAAUCAUUUCAACCUAAAAUGUGAAUUGAAGAUGGAGCUAUGCUGAUUGACACCCCACCCCACCCUCUCAG
Podarcis lilfordi (Lilford's wall lizard) is the source of this 8546-nucleotide messenger RNA. Lineage: Eukaryota; Metazoa; Chordata; Lepidosauria; Squamata; Lacertidae. The record is from the annotation of a GenBank genome assembly.